Molecule: messenger RNA, 1734 nt
Organism: Momordica charantia (bitter melon)
Lineage: Eukaryota; Viridiplantae; Streptophyta; Magnoliopsida; Cucurbitales; Cucurbitaceae
Product: TatD related DNase
Molecular function (GO): hydrolase activity, acting on ester bonds
Source: RefSeq, a predicted model, not a curated record
GUACGCGGCAACUCUGUAAGCGCGCGCUCUUCGUCUCCGUGGGGAGGCGGUUUCUGAGACGAAGCUCUGCUUCCAUCGGCCGGCGAGUCGGAGGCAUGAAUUGGAUAUUUUCUUUGACGUAUUGUUCUGAUCGUUCGAAAUUGAUCGCGUUUCCGGUUUGCUCUAAUAAUUCGCUUCAUUCUUCGGAUUCUCGGAAUUGGAAGACGAAGACACGGGGAUGGCAAAAUUAUCUGCUACAUUGAGACUAUUUGAUGCACAUUGUCACCUCCAAGAUCCAAGAAUAUUUGACAAAGCACCUCAAUUAAUUAGCACAGCAGUGGACUCUGGUGUUGUUCGUUUUGCUGUUAAUGGAAUCUCUGAGAAAGACUGGCAUUUGGUCAAGCAACUGAGUGAAUUACAUCCUUGCAUAGUUCCAUCGUUCGGUCUUCAUCCUUGGUAUGUUCCUGAAAGAACUCCCGGCUGGCUUGAAAAACUUAAGGAAUUUUUUGAAGCAGUGCCAAACGCAGCGGUUGGAGAGAUUGGUCUGGACAAAGGUUCACGAGGAAGGGAGAUCAGUUUUACAGAUCAGGUUGAGGUCUUUCAGCAACAACUUGAACUUGCUAAGUCUUUAGAAAAACCAGCAUCCAUCCAUUGUGUUCGUGCUUUUGGUGAUCUCCUUCAGAUAAUGAAAUCUAUGGGACCUUUUCCUGCUGGUUUCAUUCUGCAUUCUUAUCUAGGAUCUGCUCAGAUGGUUCCUGAGUUCUCCAAGCUAGGUGGUUACUUUUCAUUUUCCGGUUUUCUCAUGUCCAUGGAUGCAAAGAAGGCAAAGAAAAUGCUGAAAAUGGUGCCCUCGGAUAGAAUUUUGUUGGAGACUGAUGCACCUGAUGCACUUCCCAAGUUAAAGUUAGACUCUAUCUAUUUUGUUGAAGGCGAUCCUUCCCUUCCUGAAGGUCUCAAGACCGGAGAACAAUCUGCCUCAACAGGCUCAGAACAAAGUACUUUGCCUUCUUCUACAGAUGCAUCAACACUGCCAAAAGAGACUCUCAAUCAUCCAGCAAACAUCCAAAAUGUCCUAGUUUAUGUGGCAUCUUUGUUGGAAAUCAGUAAAGAAGAACUUGCUGAAUUGAGUUACAGAAAUGCGGAACAUUUAUUCUCUUUCAAAGGUCUACAAACUUCUUAGUGAACAGUCCGAAUAUUUAGGUGAUGUUUAUAAUAACUCGAUAUAAUUCCCUCUAUUUUUCUCAAUUCUCUGACAUGUAUCUUACCAUAUAGCAAUGAACUCUUCUUGUGUGGAAUGAAAGUAAUAGGUGAUACCUUUACAGUACUUGUAUUCGGUAUUGUGUACCAAGAACAUCUAGAACCAUCAAACGAUGGGCAAUGCUGGACACAUGACAUUUCAGAGGGACAUUGCAUUAAAGCUGCUAGAACCAGUUCAAUCUUGGAACUGUAAGGUCAUAAGAUGAACAAAGAUAUGAGCAGAAGCCAGUCAUACUCCCCAUUAUAGUACUUUGUCUCGUUUGUAAAUUGGUUCGAUUUCUUCGGUUGGCAUCUUACUUUUGCGGCACUGGGAGUAUCGAAGAACAUUUCGCACUGCCUGUGUUUUUUCAACAAUCCGAUUGGACUUGAAGGUAUGCGAUUUCUCUUUUGCAGACAUCUUGGUCUUUUUUUUUCCGGAUGAAGGAGAUCCCUUUAUUUUCUUUUUGUGUCUUAACCAUAGUAGAGACGAUAUUGAUAAUCUUAUAGUUUAUAUGCUAA